Molecule: messenger RNA, 1292 nt
Organism: Gamsiella multidivaricata
Lineage: Eukaryota; Fungi; Mortierellomycota; Mortierellomycetes; Mortierellales; Mortierellaceae
Product: TMEM164 family-domain-containing protein
Exons: 4
Coding region: 260-1219 (319 amino acids)
Source: RefSeq, a predicted model, not a curated record
CGCCUCCGCCUACACCAGCCACUUUUUUUCUUCGUCUUCCUCCUCCUCCUUCUUCACUGUUAGCCCCAUCCCACGCCAUCCUCAUCAGAUCCCUUUGCUGAUGAGCUGACACCUCACAUCCCCCCUCCGCCCUCGUUUCUUUUUAGUUCUUUAUUUUUUUAUUUUUUAUUUUUCAUUUUCUAUUACACCUGCAACGUUCCUGACCUCCGUCCAAAAACUUUCCCCACAAGCCCAAAUACACAUCUUUUCUCGGUUGAAUAUGUCCCUCACCAAGGCUGUCGUCGGCUUUCUCGAGAUCGAGGUCGUCAACCCGGCAGCAAAGUUCGUCGAGAAGGUUGCAUUCGAGAUGCCCAGGGUGACUGACUUGGCGGACACCUACAAGGGGACCUGGUAUCUCUCGCCACGACAGCACACCAUCGAGUUCGUCUGUUACAACGUCCUCUUCUUUGUCCUUUUCAGAGUCGGGCUGUAUCUCUUCAGGAAGAAAGGGUCGGCAUUUUACAGUCGUCGCCUGGAUCAACUGACAGAGAACAUUAAUGCUAAUGUGCUGUCUGGACAUGUUAUGGACAAGGCAGUGUUGACUUUGUUGUGCGGAUCAUAUGCGCUUACUGUCUAUCACAAGAUUUUCGGCGACAACUAUAUGUAUCUACUUCAGCCCUGCCACGUCAACAUCCUGAUCCUGAUCUUCACCAUGGUUGGCCCUCGUGAAAACAAGUUCACCAAUAUGGCGUUUAAUUCGUACCUACACUACAUUUGGGCCACCAUCUUUGCGCUCUCAUUUCCGGAUACGGCCGAGAAUGGCCUCUGGCUGGUCAUUGAGAAUUUCUGGCUUGAGCACUACCUGUUGUUGCUCGUACCCAUUUAUUUGAUCUACACAGGCAGAUUCGUGGUGUUCCCUCUGUCGUUCUCAUACGCAGUUCUCUCGUACGCGCUCUUCUCACUCUUCCACUCGUUUGUGCUGAGUGGUUUUGGAUUGCUGACAGGACACAACCUCAACUAUAUGCUUGUCCCUCCCAAUUCCCCAUUGAUGCACAGCCUGGGAAAGUACUACCGCGUGACAAUAUAUGGCGUUACGUUCCUUAUGACUUUGAUCUCGCGGUACGUUAUCGUCGAGGUCUUGUCAGUGGGCCUCAGAGUCAAGGCGUGGAGGAUGGCGAACAACUUGAUGCGCGAGCAGGGCAUUCCGCAAACUAAGGAGAAAGAGUUGAAGCGAGACUAAAAUGAUCGCCCAGAUCGAACCCGUAUAGAUUACUUAAUAAGGCAUAUUUCAUAAAGCAUUUUUUUUAAUAGUC